AUGGUGGAGGGAGGCGACAGUGAUGGACAGAGGAUGGCGGAGGGAUGCGAGUCCGGCGGCGACGCGACGGCGUCAAGUCGACAUUGCAGCCAUGACGAGGUAAUCAAAGAAAAUAAUGUUGUUGAUGAGUUGGCUAAUUGUGGUUGGAAGCCGAAAUUGGGCAUGUCAUUUGACUCUGAACAAGCUGCAUAUGAUUUUUACAAUACCUAUGGCGAAAAGGUGGGCUUUAGUAUUAGGAAGCUAUAUGUACACAAGAACAAACAUACUAAGGAAAUAAUUUCACGGACUUUUGUAUGUUACAAAGAGGGAAUUCGGGGUAUUGACAAGCAAGAUCUACUAGUAAAAUUUCCAAGGCAAGAGGUGAGGUGUGGUUGUGGUGCUCAAUUUGGUAUCAAGUUAGAUAGAAAUUUAGGAAAAUAUGUUGCCAUCGAUUUUGUUGAACAUCAUAAUCAUGAUCUUGUACCUCAAGAGUGCAUUCAUAUGUUGUCAUCCCAAAGAAAAAUAUCUACCACCCAAGCAAUUGAAGUAGAAUUGGCUUCAGAAUAUGAAAUUCCUCUUAGGUCUGCUUAUGAGCUAUUUGGUAGGGAAUCUGGUGGAAGAGCAUCACUUGGUUUCACCAAAUUGGACCAAAAAAAUUACUUGAGAUCGAAAAGACAAAAAGAUUUGGAAUAUGGAGAAGCGGGUAGUGUGUUGCAAUACUUUCGUAAGAAAACUUUGGAAAAUCCAUCCUUUUAUUAUGCAGUCCAAUUAGAUUGUGACGAGCAAAUAAGUAACAUAUUUUGGGCUGAUGCACAAAUGAUAAUGGACUAUGCUCAAUUUGGUUAUGUAAUGACCUUUGACACUACUUACAAAUUAAAUAACGAACAUAGACCUUUUGGAACCUUUGUUGGAUUUAAUCAUCAUCGAGAAACAGUUAUAUUCAGUGCAGCGUUGAUGUAUGAUAAGACUGCCGAAUCAUUCACAUGGUUGUUUCAGAUUUUUUUGGAGUUGAUGCAAAAUGCUGUGAAGCAUGUGAGUUCCCUCUUUGAAGAUGUUGGGGUGAAGGGUGUGUUUUCAAAAUUUAUGCAUCAAAUUGAUGAUGAAGAAGAAUUCAAAAUACAAUGGGACCAAAUGCUUGAUAGGUAUGAUGCACACAACAAUCAUUAG
Camellia sinensis is the source of this 1146-nucleotide messenger RNA. The record is from RefSeq and is a predicted model, not a curated record. NCBI's taxonomy places the organism in Eukaryota, Viridiplantae, Streptophyta, Magnoliopsida, Ericales, Theaceae.